Messenger RNA from Chaetomium globosum CBS 148.51, 1170 nucleotides. RefSeq lists its product as uncharacterized. The coding region runs from base 1 to 1170 and encodes 389 amino acids. The record is from RefSeq and is a predicted model, not a curated record. NCBI's taxonomy places the organism in Eukaryota, Fungi, Ascomycota, Sordariomycetes, Sordariales, Chaetomiaceae. The transcript is spliced from 2 exons.
AUGCCUGAAAAACCCGCAACGGUUUUGCCCGGGCACCUUGGAAAUCUUACUGUCGAAGAGCAGGCAAAGCUACAGGAAGCAUGGGUCCAUCUCCUCCGGCUUUGCGGAGUUGAGGAGAGCGUCAAGCUUGAGACGCCAAACCAGACAAGCGAGUUCCGGGAACACCUGAGCGACAAGUCCACCGACGUUUUCCGGCAUCGGCUCUGGGCAUUCAUACUCGCAGACCACCCAGACGUUUUGGUGCUCCGCUUCCUCCGUGCCCGGAAGUGGGACGUGGAAAAGGCGGUGAUCAUGUUGGUGUCUGCCCUCAACUGGCGCCACGAGCGGCGACUGGAGGAUGACAUUGUCCUGAAGGGAGACAUCAUGGGAUUGGCUAAUACGCAAUCGGACGACGAGAAAAGCUUCAUGGCACAGUACCGGUCGGGGAAGGCCUAUGUCCGCGGUUCGGACAAGGAGAGCCGUCCUGUUUUCAUCAUCAAGGUUCGCCUCCACGACCCGAAACUUCAAUCGCCCGAAUCCAUGGAAACAUUUGUGCUGCAUAAUAUCGAGACCAUCAGGACCAUGAUGCGGCACCCAAACGAGAAGGCCUGUCUCCUUUUCGAUCUUACUGGCUUUGGGCUGAAGAACAUGGAUUUUCACGUGGUCAAAUUCCUAGUUCAAGUGUUCGAGGCGAGGUACCCGGAAUAUUUGGGCGUGGUACUUGUCCACAACGCACCGUUUGUGUUCUGGGGCAUCUGGAAGAUGAUCCAACCAUGGCUAGACCCAGUCAUCGCAUCCAAGAUCAACUUUACAAGCAGCAACAGGGAUCUCGGCCGUUUUAUUGCGCAAGAGAACCUGCAAAAAUGUUACGGCGGCCAGGACAGCUGGGAGUACAAGUAUAUCGAGCCGGUACAAGGGGAGGAUGCGCGAAUGAGGUCAGAAAAGAAGCAACAAGUCGAAACCGAUCGAACCGUGCUUCUGCGUCAGUUUGAGCAACUUUCACUCGAAUGGGUGCAGAUGAAGCCAGACUCGCCCGAUGCAACGCGGAAAGCGGCGGAGAGGCGCGAGUUGGCAGAACAGAUGCGGGAGAAUUACUGGCACCUGGACCCCUUCGUCCGGGCCAGGAGCUGCUAUGACCGCGCAGGCGUAAUCAACGAUUCCGGCGCGGUAGAUUACAAAGCCGCAAAAUAA